AUGAUUCAUCAGAUGGUGCCGAGUCACAGCUCGAACGCCGAGGAGCGGCGGCAGCCCCUGCGGCGCACCAUCGAGAAGCGCCUCCUGCGCGCUGCGCUGCUCUUGGCCGCAUACGCGGCUUCCGAUGGAGCAGGUUGUCGGAGCUUUACAGGCUCGUCCGGGGUCGUGGCCCCGCUGCAGAUCUCCAGGCCUCCCCGGAUCGCCUUGGCUGCAAACCCGGCUCUGCCGGCCUCCAUCGCUAUCUCAAAGAAGAUGACUGCGAUGGACGAGGCGGUGAAGGCCGCCGCCAAGCCAGAAGAAGAGCUGUACUGGAGGGUGCUGGCCUACUGCACAGCUUGUCGAACGCCCUGGUGCAAAUUACCAUGGCGUAAGCACACCUGCCUGAAGGGAGAUUCCAAGGCAGAAGGCGCGAAGGGAAUGGACUGCGACAUGUCUUGGGAAGCCUACACAGACUUGCUCACGAAGUCCGUGCCGCUGAUCACGAGGAAGCAGGCGCAGGUUCUCACGCGUGAGUGUUGGAGAAAUGGUGACGCGGAUCCCACCGGCAUUGGCAUGGUGAGUGUCUGCGUCGUGCCGAAGACCGCCGCGCAAGAGUAUGGCGCCGAGCUUUGCCGUAAUGGAAUCCAGGCCAGCGUGGUCCCGGACAGUAUCUACAAGGCCCUGCCGUUUUCUUAG
This is a messenger RNA of Symbiodinium sp. CCMP2592, 675 nucleotides long. NCBI's taxonomy places the organism in Eukaryota, Dinophyceae, Suessiales, Symbiodiniaceae. The record is from the annotation of a GenBank genome assembly.